Molecule: messenger RNA, 1419 nt
Organism: Cotesia glomerata
Lineage: Eukaryota; Metazoa; Arthropoda; Insecta; Hymenoptera; Braconidae
Exons: 6
Coding region: 1-1419 (472 amino acids)
Source: RefSeq, a predicted model, not a curated record
AUGAGUAAAGUUCGAAAAACGAAACAUGCACUGAUUUGGUGGAUAGAUACUAAAGAAACGGAUAUUCUACCUUUGAUAAAGAUACCCAAAGAACACCGAAAGUUACAUGCUGUGGCAGAACUAACAUGGGUAGAUAAUAAAACAAAACGGACGUCAAAAUCUAAAAUGAAAGUAUUAGCAAUCGAUACUAAUGCAAAAAAUCUCAAAAAUAUGCUCAUAAAUACAAAUGGUGAAAUAACAACUCCGUCUGACAAGAUAUUUAAUCCUGAAGUUAUAGAUAAAAGAAAACAAUUAAUCGAGAAUAUAAAGUUACAGAACGGUAUUAAAACCUCGAACAGAAAUAAAAUUGAGACAAAAAUCCUGAGCCAAAAGCCUAUUCUGAGUAAAUUUUUUCCAUUUCACAAUCAAAAUCAAUUUGUCAACCAAGCUAACUAUACAUCAAUUCCGUCGACUUCUUCCAAUCUGGGACAAGCUUUUCAAGCCUUGAGUUCUUCUACUCCAGAAUCAACUUCUCAAAGUCAGAGUUCUUUUCACACUUUACAGACUUCUCAACUUCAGACUCCUUUUAACGCAGUAAAAACAUCUCAACUUCAAAUUCCUUUCAAUACGGUACAAACUUCUCAAGUUCAGAGUUCUUUUAACCCGGUAUCAACUUCUCAGCUUGAAACCACUUCUAGCCAAGCACAAUCACCUCAAUUUCAACCUUUUUUGACUCAAUUACAAGCUUCUUCAACUCUGUGUACUUCAGUACAGAAAAAUAAUGAUUAUUUUUCCUCGAAACCCAGUAUUAUUUCUACACUGAAUUAUGAUCAACAGGAUACGUAUGAGUUUCCGCCGAAUGUACAUACAAGACCUGUUGGUCAAGUAAUUAAUUUAAGAAAUGUAAAUCAAUCUACUACAAAUGCACAAGAGACACCUGUUUCUCAAAAUAUUCAGGAAAAUGAAAGAAUGUAUGAAAAUGAAAAAACGGUUACAGUUGUAAAAUCAGUAGUACCAUCUAAUGAAAUGACAAAUUUACUUUCUCAAUUGGUCCCCAAAAAACUUACAUUAGAAGUCGUUGAGUUCGUGGAGGCACUUGCAAUCAAUCUGAGACAUAAAUAUAAUGAAGAGCAUCACAACACUUCAAAAGAAUCAGUUUUUACACUUCCAAUGCAGUAUUUUGAAAGCGGCAAGGAUAAAGUUGAAAUAUCGCCAGGCAUUGGCUUUUACAUGUGUAAAAGCGUUUUAUCAGACAUUAAAGAAAGGGCUUCAAACAACUGGCGGGAAUUAGUGAUCAUAACACUAGAUGAAGUAUAUGGCAAGAAAUUGCCUAACUUCUCAGCCAAAGGACGUAAAUCAAACAAACGGCCAGGAAUUAACAGUACAUUUUUUAAAGGACUUUACUGUAAAAAAGGACUUGUUUAUUCUUGCAAAAUCUAA